AUCCAAAAAAGGAGUGAUUUAUUUCAGUUUGGGGUCAAAUGUUAGAAGUGCAAAUGAAUCCGAACAAUUCGUAAAUAAUGUAAAGGCUGCCCUAGGUUCAUUAACUUAUAAUGUCAUCUGGAAAUGGGAAACAGACUCUAUGGAAAAUAAACCUGACAAUAUUCUUUUACAAAAAUGGCUACCACAACAAGAUUUAUUAGGCCAUCCUCAUAUUCGAGUGUUCGUAACACAAGGAGGAUUACAAUCUAUUGAAGAAUCAAUUACCAAUGGUGUACCCAUGGUGGUUUUACCUAUAAUUGCUGAUCAACCUUUCAAUGCCAAACGAAUGAAAAAUUUGGGAAUUGCUAAAGUUUUAGAAAUUGAAACAAUGACUAGGGACCAACUUCAAGAAGCUAUUAUUGAAGUAGCCCAAACCAAAAAGUAUAAAGAUAAUGUUUUGAAGUACCAAAAGUUAAUAUUAGAUCAACCUAAUACUGGUAUUGAGAAAGCAAUAUGGUGGAUUGAAUAUGUAUUAAGACACAACGGGGCAGCCCAUCUUAGAUAUUCAGCGGUGGAUACUCCUUUUUAUAAAUAUUAUCUUUUAGACGUAAUUAGUUUCUUUAUUGUUAUCGUUGUUAGCUUUUUGUUUAUUUUGGUGAAACUAUAUAAAAUUGUUAUUUACUUUUCAAAACACUUUAAAAAAAGUAAAAAAAUAGAUUAGUUCUAAGUUUAGUUCUAGUUUUA
Molecule: messenger RNA, 723 nt
Organism: Aethina tumida (small hive beetle)
Lineage: Eukaryota; Metazoa; Arthropoda; Insecta; Coleoptera; Nitidulidae
Product: UDP-glucuronosyltransferase 1A5-like
Exons: 3
Coding region: 140-700 (186 amino acids)
Molecular function (GO): UDP-glycosyltransferase activity
Source: RefSeq, a predicted model, not a curated record